This is a messenger RNA of Aspergillus versicolor CBS 583.65, 852 nucleotides long. RefSeq lists its product as uncharacterized. The transcript is spliced from 2 exons. Gene Ontology annotation, molecular function: oxidoreductase activity, acting on the CH-OH group of donors, NAD or NADP as acceptor. NCBI's taxonomy places the organism in Eukaryota, Fungi, Ascomycota, Eurotiomycetes, Eurotiales, Aspergillaceae. Bases 1 to 852 code for a protein of 283 amino acids. The record is from RefSeq and is a predicted model, not a curated record.
AUGGUCUUGCCUCUAACUGCGAUUGUGACUGGUGCGGCGCGGGGAAUAGGUCGAUCAAUAGGGCAUCGCCUCGUCCAGGAUGGCUACCGCGUUGCUAUAAAUGACAUUCCAAGCUCGACGGCGGAGAUAGAAGAGCUCGUAAAGGAGCUCAACAGUAUCUAUGUUAAGAGUAAGAGUCCCGUUGAGAAAUCCGGCGCACCACCGAUUCGAGCAAUAGCCAUACCCGGAGAUGUGACCUCGCAGAGCGACGUGGCCGCAAUGAUAUCGAAAACCGUGUCCACGUUAGGACCACUGCACCUCAUUGUUGCCAACGCGGGGAAAGCCCCGGUCAAGUCUCUGCUGGAUUCUACGGCAGAGGAUAUAACGGACGUGUUCGCUUGCAACUUCAAUGGAGUUUUCAACUGCUACACCGAGGCAGCCCGCCAGAUGAUUGCGCAAGGCGACCCGGAGAAGAUAUUUGGACGGCAGAAGUACAAGAUUGUCGGCGCUUCUUCAAUCGCCGGGUUCAGAGCCUUUGCGGCGCUGGGGCUGUAUUCUGCUAGCAAAUUCGCAGUUCGUGGGCUUACCCAGGCCAUGGCUAUGGAACUCGCUUCACAUCAUAUAACUGUCAAUGCAUACGCACCGGGAAUAGUGGGGACGUCGAUGUGGGACGAGGUAGAUAGGAUGCUAGGGCAUAUUGAGGGGAGGGCGCCUGGCGAGACUCUGCAACAUUACAGCAAGAGUAUUGCGCUUGGAAGGACGAGUGUUCCCGAAGAUGUUGCUGGACUAGUUGGUGGCUUUCUUGCGAGCAAAGAUUCAGACUACGUGACGGGGCAGACUAUGCUGGUGGAUGGAGGCAUCGUUCUUACCUGA